AUGGCUGCCCGUAUCGACGAGGGGCUCUACAGCCGGCAGCUCUACGUCAUGGGCCACGAGGCCCAGGCGCGCAUGGGCGAGUCCAACGUCCUCCUCCUUAACCUCGAUGGGCUCGGCGUCGAGAUCGCCAAGAACAUCGUGCUCGCCGGCGUCAAGUCGGUGACCGUCGCCGACGACGCGCCAUCGACCUAUAUGGACCUCUCGGCGCAGUUCUACCUUACCGAAGACGAUGUCAAGAACCAGGUCGGCCGCGCCGAGGCCAGCUGGCGCAAGCUCGCCGAGCUCAACCCGUACGUGCCCGUGCACCACCAUGUCGGUGCCAUUGACGAAGCCUUCCUCGAGCAGUUCCGCGUUGUCGUGCUCUGCAAUGCGUCGCGCGCCUACGCGACGCAGAUCAACCAGAUCUGCCACAAGCAUAGCAUUGCGUUCAUUGCGACCGAGGCCCGCGGGGUGUUUGGGUCGGUCUUUUGCGACUUUGGCGAUGCGUUUGUCGUCUCGGACAAGGACGGCGAGCAGCCGAUCACGUGCAUGGUCGCGUCCGUCUCGCCGUUGACCGAGUCGAAGCUCCUCGUCACGGUCACCGACGACGCGCGCCACCAGAUGGAGACGGGCGACCACGUGACGUUCCGCGAGAUCCAAGGCGCAAGCCACCUCAACGGAUGCGCGCCCGUGCCGAUCACGGUCACGGGCCCGUACACGUUUACGAUCGACACCAAGUCGGGGGCGUCGGGUGCAUUUGGCUACGUCACGCAGGUCAAGCAGCCGGUCACGCUUGCCUUCGCGCCCAUGGACGUGGCCACCGAGACGCCGGGCGAGUUUCUCAUGAGCGACUUUGCCAAGAUCGGCCGGUCCGAGGUGCUCCACGUGGCGUUCCAGGCGCUCGACCAGUUUGCCGCGACCCACGGCGCGCUGCCGACGUCGGGUGACAGCGACAUGGCCGCGCAAGUGCUCGCGCUCGCCAAAACCAUCAAGUCGAAAGACGUCGAGUGGACCGAGGCGAGCGAAGCGGUCGUCCUGGCGCUGGCGCGGUCGGCGCGCGGCGUCGUGUCGCCCUUGACCGCGCUCCUCGGCGGUGUCGUCGGGCAAGAGGCGCUGAAAGCGUGCUCGGGCAAGUUUACGCCGAUCCACCAGUG
Molecule: messenger RNA, 1133 nt
Organism: Saprolegnia parasitica CBS 223.65
Lineage: Eukaryota; Oomycota; Saprolegniomycetes; Saprolegniales; Saprolegniaceae
Exons: 2
Biological process (GO): protein sumoylation
Cellular component (GO): SUMO activating enzyme complex; cytoplasm
Molecular function (GO): SUMO activating enzyme activity
Source: RefSeq, a predicted model, not a curated record